This is a messenger RNA of Fusarium subglutinans, 1053 nucleotides long. RefSeq lists its product as uncharacterized. Lineage: Eukaryota; Fungi; Ascomycota; Sordariomycetes; Hypocreales; Nectriaceae. The transcript has a single exon. The record is from RefSeq and is a predicted model, not a curated record. Bases 1 to 1053 code for a protein of 350 amino acids.
AUGGAUUUCAAUGAACUCGUGGCCAGUAGAGCUGAGCUAGAAGCUGCAAUCAGUGAAAUACAGGGAAAAGUCACAGAUCUUUGGCGCAUCAACCACCAGCAAGACGAGAAGAUCAAAGAAUUGGAGAAGCAAAAUGAAGAUCAAAAUGUCAAAUUUGAAGCGACAAGGCACAAACUGACGCGGACCGAGGUCACGAUUCGAGCACUUGAGGCAAAGGUCAAACUCCAGAAGGCUAACCUCGAAGAUUUGAAAGGAGAGUCUCAACAGCAACAGGACGAGAUUAAGGCGCUGAAGACCCAGGAACAAAGCAAACAAUUGAAGUAUGCCGCCAAGGUUUUAGAACUGAAGAGGGAGAAGUCGGAUCAAGCGUCCAAGAUCGCCCAGUUAGAGAAGGCGAAGACUGGUGAAGUCUCGGGCGUCAAAGCCAACUUUUCCUUCCUCCAGUCCAAGCUUGUGCGCGCUGAAGCGGAGUGCAAAGACCGAAUCACAGAGCUGAACAGCAAGCAUCUGGAGCAGAAAGUUAAAAUGGGAGAUUGCAUCAAAGAAUUAAAAAGCCAGAAGGAAGAUCAAGAAGCUGAGAUUGAAACUCUGAAGGAUCAUCUAAGGGACAAAGAAAAUCUCGUUGCCGAGCUGCUAGCCGCUUCACAAACAAAAGACUCAUCGUGGGAAACUCAAUCGCAGCGAAUUGCCCUGCUAGAAGCCCAGAUUGAAGCUCUGGAGGUUGACAAGCGACGCCAAGAUUCUCGAAGUGAAGAGCUCGAGAUGAAGUACAGUACAGAGACGUUCCGGCGUGAGAAGUUACAAAAACAACUUAAGUUGAACGAGUACGAUGUCGAUCAGGUGCAUGAAAUUGCUCAGAGCCUGGAGUUCCACUUUAACAGUACCUAUGUCAGAUUCUCUGGGGAUAACAAGCUGCAUACAAAGGCGGAACUGGAGGAAGCGUAUAAAGAAGCGCAAAGGCUGCAGGAUAAGCGGAGAGCUUUAGUGCUGGCGAGACGGAUGCGGAUUCAUGAAGAAGAAGAUCGAGAGAGGAGCGCGUACUCGGAGGAAUAG